Molecule: messenger RNA, 2397 nt
Organism: Lodderomyces jiufengensis
Lineage: Eukaryota; Fungi; Ascomycota; Pichiomycetes; Serinales; Debaryomycetaceae
Exons: 1
Coding region: 1-2397 (798 amino acids)
Source: RefSeq, a predicted model, not a curated record
AUGUUUGAUUUAAAACUACUACGAAAUUUAUUUAUUAUUAUAUUACUUAUAAAUUUAUAUUAUUUCAAUAUUUAUUAUAAAAAUCAAGAAGAACUAUUAAAAAAAUUAGAAUUAGAACAUCAUUCCUCGAUAAAUUAUAAUACUGAUGAUUUAAUACCUUUUAAUAAAGAUUUAGAUUAUCAUUUAUUAUCAACUGAAGAAAAAAUUUCUUAUUUAUUAUAUAAAGUUAAAGUAGAUAAUGAUAAUUAUUGGUUAGCUAAAACUGAUCCUGAACAUGUUUCAAUAGAUAUAAACCCAAGAAAUUAUUUACCACCACCAUCAAUAGAAGAGUCUGAAAAUCAACUAUCGCCUUCUUCUUCAUCAUCAAUUAAUAAACAAAAACCUGUUACAACUUGGGCUAAUAAAUCAGAAUUAUUUUAUGAACCAAAUUUCAUACUAUCAAUAUUCUUAGAUGAAUUAAAACACCAACUAAUUACCAAAAACCCCCAAAAUGAAAAACAAAAAGAUCAUCUUAUAAAAAUGCCUUUUGCAUGGGAAGAUUGGGUAGAUUUAACUAUGCUUAAUGAAGAAAUAUUAAAACCUAUAGAUGAAAAAAGAACUUGUAAAUCAUUACAAUCAAAAGUUAAUAAAAAAACAAAAUAUCCUAAAUGGUGUAAAAAUUUAAUAGAUUUAGAUGAUGAAGAAAUUGAAGAAAUUGGUUUGGCAGUUGAAGAUUUACCUGGUUUCAUUGUUAAUAGUUCACCAAUGAAUAAAGCUCAUCAUACAGAAGUUAUGUUACAAGGUAAAGGUCAUUUAUUAACUUCACAAGAAUUACCAAAUUCUAUAAUAUUUUUAACAAAAGAUGGAACUUAUGAAACUCAAAUUUUGGGUACUAGAAAAAGGUUAGUAAGAACAGAUUUAUUACAAAAUUAUUUAACAAGAAGAAAUUUACCUAAUGAUACCACAAUAACAUUAAACCCUCAAUUAGAAUAUAAAGCAUUAUUAGAAACUAUACCUGCAAGACCAUUGAAUUUAGAAGAUGAUAUAUAUAGAAUGAGACAAAUUACAAGACAAACUGAAUUUAAUGCUUCUAGAAUGUUAUAUUUAGAUAAAGAUGCUUUCCAUUAUAAACAAGAAUCAAUAGAUGAACAAUUAAGUAAUUAUGAAGUAAGAUUAAAUAAAAUUGAAACUGCAAUAACUAAUGAAUUAAAAUAUGAUCGUCAAAUAAUAGAAUCAAACAAACUAAAUAGAAAAGAAAUUAAUCAUUAUAAUGGAUUAAAAACUGCAAAUAAAUAUUCAGUAACAAAUGAACCAACAUAUUAUAAAUUAGCAACUUUAAAAAAGUCUAAAAGUAAUCAAGAUGCAGGUUGGCAUUAUGAAUGGAGAUUUUUUAAUGGUGCAUUACGUUAUAUAAAAGAUGAAACUUGGACUGUUCAACAAUUAGAAGUUAGAGAACAAAUUAUAUUAGAUAGAUUAUUACGUAAUUGGUUUAGAUUUGCAGAAGAAAAAGGAAUAAUUAGUUGGAUAGCUCAUGGACCUUUAUUAUCUUGGUAUUGGGAUGGAUUAAUGUUUCCAUUUGAUAUUGAUAUUGAUAUUCAAAUGCCAAGUUCAGAAUUAAAUAGAUUAUCAUCAAAUUAUAAUAUGACUCUUGUUGUUGAAGAUUUAAGUGAAGGAUAUGGUAAAUAUUUAAUUGAUUGUUCAACUUUUUUACAUCAUAGAGAUAUAGCAGCAAAAGAUAAUCAUAUUGAUGCAAGAUUUAUUGAUGUUGAUUCUGGUACAUAUAUUGAUAUAACAGGCAUUGGUAUAAAUAAUGCCAAACCACCACCAGAAUAUGAUGGAUAUAUUAAAACAAAACAAAAACAAGGAGAAUCCAUAGAACUUUAUAUGGAUAGAAGAAAACAUUGGCUUACAUAUGAAAAAAUAAGUCCAUUACAUUAUUCAAUGAUUGGUGGUGUACCAGUAUAUGUUCCCAAUGAUAUUAUGUCAAUGUUAAAUAAUGAAUAUUCAGGUGGUACAAGAUCUUAUUAUUUUGAUGGUUAUUAUUUUGUUCCAUGUUUAAGAUUAUGGUUACAAGAAUCUAAAUUAAAAAACCUCUUUAGGGACAAAUAUCAAUCAAAAACAAAAGAAAGUGAACAAGAAAAAAUUAUAGAACUUAUAAAAAAAAUGAAUAAUGAUGAUAAAUUAAAAUUAUUAGAACAAAAUAAUGAUAUUUUAAUUGAAUAUUAUUUAACUCAUAAAUUAACAAAUUUACAUAAUAAUGAAAAAAAAUUCAUGUUAGAUCAUUCAUUACAAUUAUCAAUUUCAAAUUUAAAAGAAAAUGAAAAAUAUCAUGAAUUAACAUCAAGAUUUAAAAUGGGUCCUCCAUUACGUAAAAGUCUUUAUGAUUUUGAAUAUUUUGAAAGAUUUAAACAUAUGUAA